This is a messenger RNA of Hemibagrus wyckioides, 2751 nucleotides long. RefSeq names its product putative ferric-chelate reductase 1. The transcript has 17 exons. The record is from RefSeq and is a predicted model, not a curated record. Lineage: Eukaryota; Metazoa; Chordata; Actinopteri; Siluriformes; Bagridae. The coding region runs from base 306 to 2006 and encodes 566 amino acids. Gene Ontology annotation, molecular function: oxidoreductase activity, acting on metal ions.
GUUAGACAGUGUGGAAAGAUGGACAGAGCCUGCUAAAGGGACGGUCAGUACUGCUGUCCUACUGUGGGAAAGAAGAUUCUUGAUAGUAGGAGUUCCUUAAAAAAAAGAAUGGUCUUCUGAUCAGGAAAGGUCCUCGUUUUGGCUGUGUGAACUGAAAAAAUCCCCCAUGUAUGUCACCUGGCCAGGUGAGGCUCCGCCCACUGCAUAACACUCCCACAGGAAUGUCUGUAGAGUUUCCAGCUCAGUAGCUCGCAGCUGUAACCCUAUACACUUCUCCUCAAAGACACACUCGUCUCACAGCCAGGAUGUGGUUGUUUCUUGUACUCCUGGGGUGUGUGGGGGUGUGUGAAAGUUACCCCAAUGGCCAGGUUACAGCCAGUUGUGGUGGUGAUAUGGUUCCUUCUCACGGACGUUCGGCUCAGACCAUCACACCGCCUUUCACCAUUACAGCAGACAGCAGCAUGUAUAAAGAAGGAGACACCAUCACAGUGACUCUGAGUGCGACCUCGGGGAGUUUUUCUGGGUUUCUCCUGGAAGCGAGGUGGGUGGGAGGCAGCAGCGGCAUUGGUGCCUUCAGUGUUCUGAACUCUAAUGCCCAGACCCUGAGCUGUUCUGGAGUGUCUAACUCUGCUGUGUCUCACACGUCACGCAGCCCAAAAACACAAAUCCAGACUAAAUGGAAAGCACCAACAUCUGGCAACCUCAACAACAUCGAGUUCAAAGCCACCUUUGUCCGUGAUUACUCCACCUUUUGGGUGGGAGUGAAGAGCGCACAGAUCAUCUACAACGGCACAAACUCUGGUACCAUGCCCACCUCAACCAACUCCACCACCUCCUCCGGCAUCUCCAGCACAGGCUGUGGGAGCAGUAAGACGUGUGUAAGCCAGCCGACCAACUGCGACCCUUCCACCAACUCCAACUGCUACUUCAUGUCUGCCACGCCCAUGUCUUCAAGUUCAACUUCAGAGUUCAAGUUCGAGAUCUUCGGCCUCGCCGCUGGAUACGUCGCUAUCGGCUUCUCCGAUGACACAGAGAUGGGGAAUGAUGACAUCUACAUAUGUGGGAAGAAUACAAAUGGUGUGAUCCAGAUACAGCACGCAUUCUCAACAGGGACGACAACACCAACCACCAUCGCCCUGGGGAAUGUGACGCUGCUCAGUACGUCACAGAAUAAUGGUGUGAUCAGCUGCUCCUUCACCUCCAGGAACCCCAUCAGCACCAGCAGGAGCUCCACAACCUCCAACAGCUACUACAUCUUCCUCGCCAACGGUGCCACCUCUAACGGUGAGAUCCAGAUGCACCUCACUGACCCCUUAAUCAGCAGCACAAAGGUGGACAUCAGCAGUCUGCAAUCAGUGGGGAGUGGAUCACAGCUCCCAGCUAUCGUUAAAGCUCACGGUUGUCUGAUGUUGAUAGCGUGGAUGACCCUGGGCAGUAUGGGAAUGCUGAUCGCACGUUUCCUGAAGAGUUGUUCUCGAGGACAGCGGCUCUGUGGGAAAGACGUCUGGUUUGUGGCUCAUGUGCUGCUAAUGUUGCUCUCAGUUGCAGCGACUAUCAUCGCCUUUAUCCUGAUAUUUUCAUACGCACAAGACUGGAGUGGGGGAGCUCAUCCAGUCCUGGGCUGUUUGGUGAUGAUCCUCAGUCUCGCUCAGCCAAUCGGUGCCAUGUUUCGCUGUUCACCACAGGACGAGAGGAGAUUUAUCUUUAACUGGGUUCAUGCCAUCAACGCAUUAGCCAUUAAAGGGUUAGCAGUGGCGGCGAUCUUCACCGGUCUGCUGCUGGCCGACAGCUCAGAGUCUCAGUGGCUGCCGAAGGUGAUGGGGGGAUUUGUGGCCUGGGAAGCGCUGCUCUUCCUCUGCCAGGAUUUAUACCACAAAUACAGACAAAAAGAUAUGCCCGAAGGCGACGCUGGUGGGGUGGGAACAGGAGUGCUUCUGCUGAUCUUGUUCUUCAUGGGAAACCUGACGUUCCUGGUGGCUCUGCUGGUCGGAAUUGGAAAUGCAUAAUUAUGGAAAUGAUGACAUCUAUUUUUUUUCUUUUUUCUUUUAAAAAGAAACUCAGGGUUUCACCAGGUUCAUAAAUACAUUUAAACAUUAUUUCUGGGUUUAUUUAUGUUUGCAUUUAUUCAAAUCCUCUAUUAAUUUAUUCAGAAACUUAUAUUUUUUGUCACAUUUUUCUUUUCCAAAGCAAAUCUCCAUCGUUCUUCACUCCUCUGGUGGUGCUUUUACCAAAUAUUUUAUUCCUCUUAUACCACAGCAACUUGCCAACAUUUGCAAUUUCUUAGUACAUGUAACUUUUAUACCUUUAUAGUUAUGAGAGAAACUCAAGAAACGAGUGAGUUCCUGUUCUCAUGAACGCUACAGCAGGUAUAAUAGUGUAUAUAGUGUGUGUGUGUGUGUGUGUGUGUGUGAGACUCAAUACUGCCUGAACACAAUAUGUCACUGUCACAAUAUGAAGUUAAUGAAGCUAUAAACUGAUAUUUUAUUUUUUGCACAGACUGUUCAAUGUUUAUAAACGAAACAAAACAAAACAAAGCACAACUCUGAAAUGAACAAACCGAGUAAACAAAUAACAUUUCUGUUUAUCUGUUUUUAUCUUUCCUAACGGUGUACAAACGUUUGCCCCUACUCUAUACUGAAUAGAGCUUUGUGUAUUUCUGAGCUGUUUACUGUAUUUCUGUAUGAUCAUUAUCGACUACAGCAACUGUUUUCCAUUCAUCCUGUCAACCUGAUUAUUAUUAUUAUUAUUAUU